Cladophialophora immunda is the source of this 1391-nucleotide messenger RNA. RefSeq lists its product as uncharacterized. Gene Ontology annotation, cellular component: ribosome; mitochondrion. Gene Ontology annotation, molecular function: structural constituent of ribosome. The record is from RefSeq and is a predicted model, not a curated record. Lineage: Eukaryota; Fungi; Ascomycota; Eurotiomycetes; Chaetothyriales; Herpotrichiellaceae. Bases 234 to 746 code for a protein of 170 amino acids. The transcript has a single exon. Gene Ontology annotation, biological process: translation.
CCCUGUCGUCGCGACAGCUCAAUGUAUUCUGCAUCACCCACAAAUCCUGCCUUACGCUCCUUGAGACUUUGAUUGCUCCCGUUUGCAGCUUCAGGAGGACGACAAUCCGCGAUCACCAGCAGCAAACGAAAACCUCUACGACUGGUCACGUCCUCGGUCUUCUUCCCAUCUGCUUCCUCAUAACAGUCUCCUUUCGCAGGUUGAAGCAGUACAAGAGCAUCCUCAAAAAAAAAAUGUCCCUUGUCCACCUGGCAAAUACCUGCUCGCAUCUCCAGAAUGCCUCACGCGCUCGACUCGGGCUGACUUCCAUCCCGGACACAAAAUUUCACCUGAAGCUGAUGCUCGCACUGCAAAACUCGGGCUUCGUAUCAACCGUCGUGCGUGGAGGCCCAACACCACCCCCAGCACACAACCUACUAUCACAUCCUUCGUCGUCCGACCCAUCACACCCUAUUGACCCCGUCACGCGACAUAACGUCGCCUCCCGUCGCCUCUGGCUCGGCCUCAAAUACUGGAACUCGGAACCUGUAAUCGAGAAGAUGGAGCUCGUCUCCAAACCGACGAGGCGGAUAUGGAUGGAUGUGGCAGGCUUGAGGAAGCUUGUGUUGGGUCAGAAGAGUGGAUAUGUCAAGGGGAUGACACGCCCGGGCGAGUGCAUGUAUGUCAGUACGGACAUUGGGAUUCUGGAGGCAAGAGAGUGUGUGGAACGGAAGGUCGGGGGCAUGCUGAUCUGUCGGGUACGAUAACCAAGGCAGAAGAAUCAAAACGGUGUAGGGUGACGAUUGGGAAGAGUUGGGUGCCGGGGAUGAGUACGAUCACUUACGGGGUUCAGGCAUCGGGGCAGCAUUCAGGCCAUGGAGCUCUGUCCCCGUCAGCGCUGGAAAAGCAACUGCGCCGCCGCCAGACUCUCGGGCAAACCACCACUAUCCUCACCCGGCGCUUUGAGAAGACGUGUUCAACAUCGCCAAGGGUCAACAGAGCAGUGGGCCCUCGGGGAGAACGGCACUCUCCUUAGGAUCGGAGAGCUACGAGGUCGAGGUUGACGUGCUAAUGGAAGGACGAAGACGCCUCGGAGUUCGAACGAGCUUCGGUGGGAGACAACAGCAGAGACCGGCGCCGAGUAUCCAUUCUCGUGUUUCUUCGACCGUCUCCGCGAAUACGGGAUUGGAAUUCAAGAGGACAGACCCAAGGGAAAAGUCCGUCCUGCUAAAAGUCCCAAAAGCCUCGACGACAUCCACGAGUCUGAGCGGCCAUUGUAUAUCAACGGAAUCAAAGCUCAUCCAUCCGAAGACGACGGCCAACCAACAUUUGGGCACGCACGUACGCGCGCACGCAGUCUCUCCCUCUCCUGGCUCUCAUACUCAUGUUCAUGCUCAUGCUCAUGCUCAUGC